This is a messenger RNA of Zasmidium cellare ATCC 36951, 945 nucleotides long. RefSeq lists its product as uncharacterized. The transcript has a single exon. Gene Ontology annotation, molecular function: oxidoreductase activity. The coding region runs from base 1 to 945 and encodes 314 amino acids. The record is from RefSeq and is a predicted model, not a curated record. NCBI's taxonomy places the organism in Eukaryota, Fungi, Ascomycota, Dothideomycetes, Mycosphaerellales, Mycosphaerellaceae.
AUGAAGGCGUUCAGAGCAACGAAGUCGUCCACAACGACGCCCUCGCUCACACUGCAGACAGUCCCCAUCCCCAAGCCAAACGCCCAGCAGGUUCUCAUCAGGAUCAAAACUUCGGCAGUUCAGCCAUCGGAUAUACUCAACGCGAAGGGGGAAUUUCCCCAGACAACGUUCCCUCGCACGCUCGGACGGGACUUUGCAUGCGUAAUCAUCGACGGUCCGCCGCAUUUGCUGAAGAAAGAAGUGUUCGGCACCAGCGGUGCCUCAUUUUCUUUCACUGAAGAUGGCGCACAUGCGGAGUAUGCCAUAGUUCCCGCGAACGGAUUCUGUCUGAAACCACCGUCGCUAGACUGGGUACAAGCUGCUCUGGUCGGGGUGCCGUGUUCGACAGCCUUGCAGAUCAUGGAGCGAAGCGGACUCAAGGCUGGAGAGAGCAUCUUGGUACUCGGCGGCAAUGGCUCGGUCGGCAGCUGGGUAUCAUGGCUUGCAAAAGCAAGAUCUAGACAGGUCAUCACUGUGGGCAGACACGGGGCCGACAUCGAUUCGACGAAAGAUCCAAAGCUAGAAGGCGUGGCCGCGUUAACGAAUGGAAAAGGCGUCGAUGUUGUUGUCGACACUGUGGGAGACGUCGCUUUGAUACGAGCUGCAACAGAACAGAUGAUCCACAGUGGUAGACUUGUGUCCAUUAUGGCUCCGCGCACUGGGAGUACAGACGUGACGUUCGAUCUGUUCUCGUUUUACCGCAGGGAGCUGAGCUUCUUGAGUUGCAACACCGCCGACUACACGCAAGCAUACAUGACGCGCCUGUUGAACGAGAAGUUACUGCCGCUGCUCAAAGGCAAUACGGAAAACAUGCCGAAGGUGAAGGCGACGGAAAUCUCCCUUGGCCAGGUUGCGGAGGCGUACGAUGGCAGCAUCCGUAAAGCAGUGAUAGUGUGUGACGCUUGA